Messenger RNA from Cladocopium goreaui, 6036 nucleotides. NCBI's taxonomy places the organism in Eukaryota, Dinophyceae, Suessiales, Symbiodiniaceae. The record is from the annotation of a GenBank genome assembly.
AUGCCCCGGCGUCACUUUCGCUACAAGACACAGUCUUUUUACUUUCCGGCCAAUCUAUCUUCGGCUCAGCAACUGCGACUCGAAGCCGUCGUGACUUUUUUGCAACAGCAACCAGAAGUACUCAAUGAAUUAUUCUCUGGAAAAGAUUUUGAAUUUCUUUGGCAAGCUGCCAUCUACUUUUCUCGUGCGUCUUCCACUGAAAAUGAGCACAUGAACAUCCCUACCCAGCAGAUCAAGCUACCGCAUGAGACGUCGAUCCAGUGGACACGUUCGCGCGUGCCUCUUCGUAACUACUUCAGCGAAUAUUUCACAUUUUUGCAACGAAAGCUGCAAGCAGUCCAAUGCCCUACUCGGGAAAGUGCUCGGGCUCUCCUUUCUCAACCCUGUGAUCUCCAGUCACGCACUUGCAACUACGCCGGGAAUCAAUGGUACUGCUUCGUUCCUACUUCCCGCAGCAAUUUCGUGGAUGAACUUCUUACAAUAUUGCAGUCAACGGCCUGUUACCGUCAACAAGCGUGGUCCCUAGCAGAAUUUCGCAGCCUCUGGACUGAAAUUCAGUCCGCCUGUUGCCUGCAGAACGCCGAUGAACUGCUGCAUCUGGAUCGUUCGUACUUAGGCCAACGCUGGCGCCGUCGCAUUGCAUCUCGCUUUGUAAUUGUUGUUGCUGAACUCCUUCAUUAUCUUCAUGCACAACCGGCUAUGUCCCUUGCUGAGUUCCUUCGAUGCUUCGACGCUUGCAUGCCCUAUCCUGCGGCGCAAUGGGAUUUUCGCUGCUUGUCCUCCACAGAUCGUCUUGCACGAUUGGCUGCUGCCUGUGCUUCUACGUCUUUGGAACCUAGAUUCUACACAUCCGACAUGCAGUCUGCAGGGCACUCCUCAGAUCCUAGACGCCUGCGGCUUGCUGAAGCAGCUCAGGCUUGGCCUGCUGCCAUCCAGACACCCGACCUCCUGGCUCAUUUACAUGCUUAUCGUCAUCAUUUUGAAGAUUGCCUUGCACCACCUGCGCCCUGUGCUUUUUGUGCUUGCCCAUCCUGGAACACACACGAAAACCUUGUGGAUUUGCGUGCUCUUCCGUGUGGUCUUCCACACCUUCAUUCUCUACUUUCUGGACAAUUUUUCUUGGAACGCUAUCGUGCAAUGUUUGCUGACUUCUCCUUCCCCACAACAUUUAUUGGUCUCACAUUGGAGCAUUUGCAAAAUCAAUUUCCACCCCUGCCACAAGAACUUCACCAAUUCAACCCUGAUGUGUGGAUGCUUUUCCUUUCAUCCGGUCACCCGAAAGACACUUGGAACACUCAAGCACUCUGCUCCAAUACUCCAUUGCAUUGCGCUAUUUGUUCCGAUUGCCGAACUUGCUUGUUUACUUCUGCGCCUGCUUUACCUGCAAAAGCCUUGGCCAAUAACAACGCCUGUGCAUAUCCUCCUUCGGAACUCCGUUUCCUCUCACUUGGAGAACAGAUUUUCAUCGCUCGCGGUUUUGCGCUACGACGCCUUCGUACUUUGACAACCUCUGGUGACCCAGAAGCACGACAGCGCGGUCUUCGGGGCACAGCAAGCGCAAUAGCAUUUCCACAGAAUUCAGCCACCAUCUUUUCAAUACUUCCAGUUUCCGCUCUCCGUCUAUCGGACUACCUAAGUGUCUUCUUCACAGAUGAGACCCAGAGCAACUUGCAUCUGUGUCCCGAGUUUGUGGUUCGCCGUUCCAAAGUACAUGCGGCGCUUCUCUGGCUAACUCAGCAUAGUCCCUAUUAUGCAGAUGUCACCAUUGACGAAGCUACUUUGGCAACCCUCCCUCAUCACGGUGUGCCACCUGAAUGGGCCAGCAAUGUUCAUUUGACAACAGUUCCACUUACCCGCGAGUUUGGGCCUGCCGAUGCUUCUUCCGCCUCCGUGCCUACUUCCGCCAUUCAUGCUGCCGUGCUCGAUCCCAGCCUCGAUCAGACAGAUCCUGUACACCUCUGGAACACCGCGCUGCUUGCCUGCGAGCGCUUUGAGCGUCACAUCGCUCGAGAACCCGACGCCGCAACAGCGGACAUUCAACUUGCCAGUCAUGCUUUGCAACAUCUUGCACAAGCGAGCAAUCAUCGUUCCUUUGAAGCGGAUUCCCUGCACCAAUCUGCCUCAGCAUCCCAAGCACACAAACUAUAUGUUGCUGUGCCCCAUGCCGACACGCCCCUCGACAGCUAUGACCCAUCCUUUUGGUCAAUGUGUUUUCCAGCACUCUUCCCUUUUGGAGAUGGCAUUGAUGGCCAACCUCGCCAACGGUAUCUGUCCGACCAUGACUGGGGUUCUCUUCUACUUCGACGAAGAGACCGCUCCGCUGAUUGUCAUUGGCGUACUGACCUCGAUUUCGUUUCAAUCCUCUUCUCCAUACUCCACCGUCGCCGUCUCCUGCGAGCCGUGCGGGUUCGGGUCCAAGCACCCACUUUUCGCGAACAGAUACCAUCUCUCACCUUGCUUCGCUCCACUGAUUGGACCAAACUUGCUGCCACAGUUGGCGAGCUACUUGAUAUGCGAAAAAUUCUUCGCUGCCUCCAAGCUGUCCAAGGACAGGUUCCAGGUACUGAUGCCGCCCGACGUAUCAUGCGUGGUGAGCUUGCGUCUCUGACCACUUAUUUUGGGUACCCGCUUCUUUUUGUAACCUUGAACCCAGCGGAUGUACUUCAUCCUUUCACCUGGCGCCAUGCCCUAUCCACGGAGCCCACUCCUUUACCAACUACCCUUUUGGACCAACACCUCCUGGAAGCGCUGCGAAGUGCACAUCUCUGGCGCAUCGUUGCGCAAGACCCAACGGCUGCAGUAGAGGCAUUUCAUGUCCAUGUCGAUACCUUCUUACGAACCCUAUUGGAUGUGCCGUCUACCAGCCAACAUUUGUCAGCGGACGGCCUUGCUUCACAAAAUGGCGCUGGCAUCUUUGGACCUCUUUCCGCUGUUUUCGGUUCCAUCGAGCCUCAACAACGUGGCAGUCUGCACAUACACCUGUUGUUAUUCUGCUAUGGGUUCCAGGACCCUCGGUCCUUACUUGACCGCUUCAUAUCUCGCCUUCCCUUGUUGGAGGCGCGGCUUUGGGAUUGGAUACGGUCCAUCGUCGUCACAUCUUUUGAAGCAAUCCCUUCUGUCUUCGGGCUGCCCGCGGCCAGUUUGCAAACCGUCCGCCCCCUACCGUACUCAGAUGCCAACAUGAUGCUUAUGCAUCCAUCCUACCAGCACCAUUUGCAAGCUUCAGUCGACAACUGGUUUGCCGCGCUUCCAGAUCAGCUCCUGCCAGCCACUGCCUCCUCCGACCAUCCUUUCAAUCUGGAGAUUCCUGCUGACAAACCCUUCGUACCCUUCUGCCUCGACUAUGUCCAGACACUGCAGUAUCCUGUACAACCAGACGAAGGCACAGUACUUCUGUUUGAUCUUCGCACUUCGGUCCUAUACAGUGGUCUCUUGCAUUCUUGCCAGCCAAGGACAUGCUACAAAGGGAAGCUGGGCCGACGCGGCUAUUGCGAGGACCUGCAAACUUGGCCUCUCUAUUUCUAUGCUGCCGGUGUCGCGCGUGACUCUGAACGACAUGCCCUCCUACUACUUCUCUUGUUCAAACCCUGGAUGCAUAUACGAGAUCUGCUUCCUGCAUCCCAAGGGUACUCAUGCUGGAACGAUCACUUUCUUGCGUGGCUAUCAGCCUUACAAGCCAUGCUGCCGUCCGACAACUCCCGGGCUCCACCUUUCACUCCUGCCUACUGGGCACAGCGUACCUUACAUAUUAUUGCCCACAUUGACAACAACUCCAGCGCAGACCCCGCAACUGCUGACCGUGAGCUUCGCUGCAAUCCUGAUGAGUUGCGUGGUUUCCUCAAUACCAUCACCAUCGAAUCCGACCUCCCACCUGCUCCCGACGACUCUGAUUCAGACGUCUCUGAUUUAGACCACCUGAAUACUGCCGACUUCGACUUGAUUACCCAGCCCGUGCCCGCAGAAGACACGAAUCGGCAUGAUUCACUUCGCACUUCUCCUGCCUUCGCUGCCACCUUCGAUAUACUCGUGGCCAUUGCGCGAUCAGAACUGCUUCCCCUCCCAGGCGUGACUGCCAGCUUCGUUGCUCUUUUCCGCGUCUUGGACGAUGCUGUGACCCCACAGACCACCGACUUUGCUACGAAUCCUUUGGAGAUCUAUACUGGAUGGCCCCUUCCUUCCCACAUGUCUUUGCGACAACUCCAACGCGAUGAAAAGUGUUGGGACUCUGUCCUGACAAAUGCUUCUACUGCUUCUACCCAACCGGCUCCUCUUCAACCACACCUUCACUUGGAAACUGGUCCUUUCCCCAAAACCGAAACUGUGGUUUUUGAUCACCUUGCUUCUUGGCUGCGCAAUGGCCGCUGCAACACCUCCGACAACACGUUGAAUUUAAAGCAAGCAGCGUACCUUCUUCUGGUUGCGUCAUGGCUACAAGCAACCUUGAACAAAACUUGGGGCGUGUCCACCACCGCACCACCUUUUCAAUCGUCGUUGCUUCUUGGUGGCCCGGGUACUGGCAAAACAUUUGUCUCCAAUUUAGCGAUCGAACUCCUGCAUUUUUUCUUGCCAGACUCUACACUGCGAGCUGCAUAUACUCACCGCGCGGCAAGACUCAUCGGAGGCCAAACUCUACAUGCUUGCCUGGCCUUACCAUUCGACUCAACAAGUACCUCUGCUGCUGCAGCAUCCCUUGGCAAACAGAAGGAAGCACUUCAACUCCUUUGGCGCCACAUCUCCACUUUCCUCAUUGAUGAGGCAUCUAUGCUGUCUAAUGAGGUCAUUGCUCUCACCGACCUUCGCUGCAGACAGAUCGUAAACGUAGCUGCUGUGCUCUGGGGUGGCCUUGCCGUACGUUUCUCUGGUGACUUUCAUCAACUUCCCCCCGUUGGCGCUACCUGCUUAAUCCAGCCAUUGACCGCGACAGCUACUUCCACUGCUGCGCUGACCGCUUCCCAACUCCAAGCCGCACUUGGCGCGGAUAUAUGGCGACAAAUCACAACAGUUCUCAUCCUGGAUCACAGUCACCGGUGCCAAGGACCACUCAGCCAAUUUUUGCAAGACCUUGCCUCCGAUAAAGGCGUUACAGCAUCUUCCUGGCAGCACCUGCAAAGUCGCCUUCUCCAAGCAAACGAUACUCGCCUGCUGGAUUCCAAAUUCCAACCACGAACCUGUCCUGUCGGCGUCAUGCGACACACCAUACGUGCCAUGAAAACCUUGCAACGAGCGCAGCAAGCCGCCGCAGCUGCUGGACACCGUUUACUUCUCUCAAUUGCUGCCGAUCGAUGUUCUUUCGGAAAUCGGGACGUCUACCUGACACCCGCCCUGGCCCAAGAGGCGGCCUCCGUCCACACUCUCUCUGUAACUGCAAAUCUUCCUGGCCUUCUUGCUCUCUAUCCUGGCAUCGAACUGUGCCUCGAAACCCGACUUUGCCCUGAGCUCGGCGUUGUUCGAGGGUGCACCGUACUGGUUGAAGACAUCAUCCUUGCUGACAACGAACCGAUCUGCGCAACCUCGUCACACUUCCGCUUCUGCAAUCUCGUACAUCCUCCCGGGCAAUUCCUGUCUUGCCUCGCCGCCAGCCAUCGUGAAUUCUUUCUUCACCUGACGCAGUCUACCUCGCAGUUGCAAGAGGCAACGCUGUCACCAAGGACGUCUUCGGCUUCGAUUUGGCGACAGUCGCCAACACCUUGCGUCAUGGAGCUGAUCGGUGCCUUGGAGCAGUCAGCCAUUGGUAGCGACACAGAUGACACAGAUGACAACAUCGACAUCACUUUGAAACAUUUUCUGUUGCAGUUUCGUUACCAGCCACAUCAUUUUGUGGCAGAUGGGUUGCAGCGCUCCCAGGUCUUAGAUUUGCAGCCGACGACCAGUACCAAUCCUCCGCGAGUCAAAAAGAAAGCGCUGGCUUUCGUUCCACCCCUUCUCAGGUAUUAUGUUCUUGUGAUGCUUCCUGUAGCCCCAUUUCCGUUUAUUUCUUGCAACACUCACCAUCUCCUGCUAAUAGUUAAGUACCGUUCAAGCAAAACCCUGAUUUAG